Molecule: messenger RNA, 1375 nt
Organism: Diospyros lotus (date-plum)
Lineage: Eukaryota; Viridiplantae; Streptophyta; Magnoliopsida; Ericales; Ebenaceae
Product: PHD finger protein ING2
Exons: 7
Coding region: 397-1050 (217 amino acids)
Cellular component (GO): nucleus
Source: RefSeq, a predicted model, not a curated record
GUUGUUUAUAUUUAUCUUCGUCAAGGAAAGAAAUGGGGCUAAAUUAAAUUACACUUGACAUCAUAAGUUGGGGGGUAAUUACUGUAAUUAGGACUAACAUCAGGGGUGUGAGUAUAUUUCACCCAAUUAUUGGACAUUCUCACCUCGAACUUGCUCUCCUUUCCCUCCAAACCGUGCAAUUGCAAACCCUAGAAGAAGAAGACGACGACGAAGCAUAAGCAGGGCAUCACAGCUCAUAGGAACGACCAUGGCCAUAGCUAGAACUGGAGUGUUCGUCGACGACUAUUUGGAGUGUAAUUUCAUCUUCAAUUCCACCGACAUAACGCAAGCACAUUGCCGGCAGAGCUCCAGAGGCUUCUCAAUACCAUUAGGGAGCUCGAUGAACGUUCCCAAGCUAUGGUAAACCAGACGAGACAGCAGACCAAGUUCUGUUUGGGACUGGUUUCUCAGAGCUCAAAGAAAGGCAAUAGUGAAGAAGACGAGGCUGUGUUCGAGAAGAUGAAAAGGGAUAUUGAAGCAAACCAGGACAAUGCUCUAAGCCUCUGCACAGAGAAGGUUCUGUUGGCACGUCAAGCUUAUGACCUUAUAGAUAGCCAUAUAAAGCGUCUUGAUGAAGACUUGACCAACUUUGCUGAUGAUCUAAAGCAAGAGGGAAAAAUACCACCAGAUGAACCAGCAAUUCUUCCCCCAUUGCCUUUAGUCCCUAAAAAUGAAAAACGCAGACCACUUUAUGGAACACCUCAACAGAAAAGGCCAGAUUACAGGGAUAGGGACUGGGAAAGAGAGCGGGACAGGGACUUUGAGCUCAUGCCUCCUCCUGGUGGCCUUAAGAAGGACUUUGCUUCUCCUCUAUAUCUUGAUCAAUCCAUUGAUCCAAAUGAACCUACAUACUGUGUGUGCCAUCAGGUGUCUUUCGGAGACAUGAUUGCCUGUGACAAUGAAAAUUGCCAAGGAGGUGAAUGGUUCCACUAUGCUUGUGUUGGGCUCACAUCAGAGACGAGAUUCAAAGGAAAGUGGUAUUGUCCAACCUGCAGACAGCUUCCACUAUGAGGACCUGCCUUGAGACUGUGUGGUUUCAUUUGCUUGCGCGCGCUUAGUCAAAUAUAUUGCUGCUAAUGAUUCAUUUCAUAGAGUAGUAGAUAAAGUUGGGAGGAACAUGAUUUUUGUGCUAAUAAUUACUUUUGUAAAAUCUUAUUGCAAUAUCAGAAUAGGAACAAGUGUAUUUUAUAGGUUUAUUUGCCGAUUUGCCAAGGAGUUUGAGUCGGUAUACAGAGAUGAUGUUGAGAAGCAACUGGGGGGUGGCGGUGGCAUUUCUUCUUCAGGUUGCUGUUUGUGGGCAGAGCAGAUAGGUGACCAGUUCCCUGUUCGCCCUCUC